Molecule: messenger RNA, 12985 nt
Organism: Chelonoidis abingdonii (Abingdon island giant tortoise)
Lineage: Eukaryota; Metazoa; Chordata; Testudines; Testudinidae
Gene: BOD1L1
Product: biorientation of chromosomes in cell division 1 like 1
Source: RefSeq, a predicted model, not a curated record
UACAUUAGAGAGCUUACAGCAGUGCAGCUGCAUUGCUGCAGUUUCCCCACUGUAAACUGUCUAGUGUAACCGUAGCCUCAUCAGACACAAAUCUCUCUGCUGGCAAAGGAGCAGUCACACAAUCAGCAUCAGAGUUGUCAAGCAAUGAAUAAUAGUGGUUCAUUUAACAUCUCAGUCAUCAAUAUAGCUUGUGUCCUCAGUGCUAAGAAAAUGUGAGUUUUUACCAUGGGAUAACUAAUGUGCAUUAGCUAUCCCACUGUAAAAAGAUAGCAGAGACAGGACACGUUAGUUUCAACAAAAGGCAAAUUAGGUGAGGUCAGUUCCAUGCCCACCCCCCCUACAAUGCAAAGGAGGAACAGGAUAAUUCAUUGCAAAAAAAAUCCUUGUAAACUUGUCAAAAUGAAGAACAUCACUAAAAUAUAUCAUAUCAAAACAUGAAGCAUACAUAAAAGGCUAUGAAAUUAAAAUAUGUGUAAACAAUUCAGUAGAAAUGUUAACAUUUAUGUAUGUAACCAAUAAAGCAAUAAAACAGUGAAGUGUGCACUUCAGUGUUUGCAGGACGGCAAAUUACUUACAGAAAUAAGGAUUUUUAAUAAGUUUUCAUUUCCAAAGGGUGCAGAGAAAAAAAAUCACAUCUUACUGGAAGACCAAAACGGCUCUGAAUGUUAUAGGAAUGUACAACUGUUCUAGGUAUAUGGAUUCUUUGGGAGAGAUAAUGGAAAAAGUAUGAAGCUAGUGCCACCUAAAGGCUCAGAAACAAAAAGGCAAAUUAAAAGAACCUAAAAUGUAUUUAUUUUAAUUUUGUGACUUUGGGGUGCAUAACUCAUGAUUUUUGAAUACUUAUGGUUGUGUACUUAUAUUUAGAAAAAAUUACAAUAGAAAUUUAUGUUUGAGAAAGACUUCAUAGAAGAUAGUAUAGUGCCCUCUGGGCCAGAUUUUGAAAGGUAUUUAGGUGACUAGUGGACUUUCAAAAGCAUUGAGACACUUUUAGCCUUUAAAAAGCUGGCCCGUAGAGACUGUUUGCAAACCAUAUUCUACACACCAGUGGUAGCAUGUGACAAAGGAGGAAAGUGCUGGAUAACAAGGCAAAAUAAAGGUGACAAAAGCAAUUUUGACUGGUGGAUUAAAGGAAACUUAAGUUUGACAUCAACCCUGGAAAUCAGUCAGCCUUGAUGUGAUAUGAUCCUAAAGAAUACACCAUUGUAUUAAAAAAAAAACAGAAUUAAAAACUAAUCUCACAAUAUAAACAGGAAGUGCUACCUAGAAACACUGAGAUGUGAUUGCUGAACCUACUAGCAACUAUGAACAUUUUAAAAUGAUUAUUGCUCCUAAAAUAUCAUCUAAACAGCACAAUGACAUUCCUCUGCCAUGGGUUAAGGAAGGUGAAUGAACUGCUAAGAGUAAUAAAAAUAACAGUUUAAAAGUAAAGAAUUUAAAGGAGCGAAACUUGACACCCAGGCGAGCAGAAGAAAAAGGGCAGGCCAAUUCAGGCAGUGAGAAACGCAGUUCGGACACAUCUGUGAAGCGCGAUGAGGCUCUACACAGACAUGGACACUGACACAGGGUGUGUUUAAACAGUGCCCGUGCUAAUUUCCAGAGGGGUGGCGGGAGGGCAGGUAGGACGCGUCCCCCUUACCCGCUCCGCACAGGGCAUCAGAUAGGGCAGAGCUGCCUGAUCUAGGCAUUGGGAUGCGCUGAGCUCUGCAGAACGGGGCCCUGGCCAUGCUGCCCUGCGAUGAGGGGAAGCUCCUCUGCCUGGCCUCCACCCCGUGCUCAACCCCAGCUCCGAACCUCCCAUCUCUGAUCGCGCCCCUCAGCCCUUCCCCCGCCUCCAGGUGUCUGGCCAGCCAGUGCCACCGCUUCGGGCCCCUCCCGCCGGAGACCUGCCGCUCUAGGGUCCGGAGAGCAGCAAUUCCCAAGUCAGGGCAGCGUGAAAGCAGCGGCUUCAGCAGCCGUUACUGAGCAUGCUCACUUCAUUGGCGCAUGCUCAGAACCAGCUGUGCCAUCCCCUCCUAUUUGUCUCCGGUGCUCGCUGCCAGGGCACCCCGGCGGCUCGCAGCGUGGCAGGCACGAGCGGGGAUUGGAAGCGCCGCUAGCUCAACAGGCUGGUAAAGGCGGCGCUGCUGCGGACAGCGAUGGGGCUGCGGCAGGGGAGGCCAGAGCCGCAGAGCUCGGCUCGGAUGUUCCCGCCAUAUGAGCAGGAGCAACGGCCGCUCCUCCCCAUCGUCCCUUAAAGGGCUAGUAGCACCGCCCCUUUCACUGUGCGAAUCAGUCCCUUCCCGCAGCCCUGGCGCCGCUCCCCGUCGCUGCUCUUUCCCACUUGUUGUCUCUCGCUUCCUCCCUCCGUUCCCUUUCACUUCCGGGGUCAGAGUUGCCGCGGCUGCUACUCGGUAACCAGUUUUUGUCUGGAGCCCCGGCAGCGGAGCCGGCAGCCGCCCGCGCUCUCUGAAGGCCCCGGUUCCCCCAUGGCCAGUAACCCCCNGCCGCUGCCCGGGGCCUCCGGAGGGGGCGGCGCGGUGGAGCCCGAGCUGGUGUCCGUGAUUGUUAAUCACCUGAAGAGCCAGGGGCUGUUCGACCAGUUCCGCCGAGACUGCCUGGCCGACGUGGACACCAAGCCUGCCUAUCAAAAUCUGAGACAACGUGUUGACAACUUUGUUUCCAACCACCUGGCAACUCACACUUGGAGUCCUCAUCUCAACAAGAAUCAGCUGAGAAAUAAUAUUAGGCAGCAGGUUCUCAAGUCUGGAAUGUUGGAGUCUGGAAUUGACAGAAUUAUUUCUCAGGUUGUGGAUCCAAAGAUCAACCACACAUUCAGACCUCAGGUGGAAAAAGCUGUUCAUGAGUUUUUAGCCACAUUAAAUCACAAAGAGGAAGCAAGCCCCAGUACAGCCCCUAGUGAGGAAAAAGCAGAUGCUUCCAUCACAGUACAAGGCGUUUCUACUACUGCUCCUAGUACUAAUGUAGCUAGUGAUGCCAUGUCAAUUUUGGAAACAAUAACUUCUCUUAACCAGGAAGCAAGUGCUGCCAGGGCUUCAGCGGAGAAUACAAAUUCCAAGAACAGUGACAGAACUUCAAAAAGAUUCUCAUCUCAACAGAGUGUUGAUGGUAGCACAGAGAGAGAGCGAAACUCAGAAGACUUGCCAGACCAAGAGAAACCCAUUUGUGAUUCUUCAGAAGGAAGUGAAGCAGUUGCAAAGUGUGAAGAUUUAAAUGAACUCCCCUGUCCAAGUGAAGAAAUCAAAAAUUCAACAAAAGAUGUUAACAAUUUAAUUCAUCCAAGCAAAGAAAUUCUACAGGAAAGUGAUGACCAAAAAAAUAAAUUAACAGAUAAAGGUGACAGGAAACCAGAGAGCACUGAGAAAGGGGAAAGAAAAAAAGAGAAAAAAGAAAAGAAUGACAAGAAGUUUGACCAUUCAAAGAAGAAUGAUGAUGCCCUAAAAGCAAAAGAAGAGAAGCAAGUGAAAGAGAGAGAGGCAGAAUCAGUAAAACAGUUGGCUCCUGAAAAAAGCAGCAGUAAACACAAGAUAACAGAAGGUGUAAAAGAAGAACAUAUUUUGGAGGAUUCAGAUGUGGAUUUACUCAGUGAUAUCACUGUAAGCUCUGUCCAUACCAGUGACCUCUCUUCCUUUGAAGAAGAAAGUGAAGAGGAAGCUGUGGUUUCCGAUAGCACUGAAGAAGGAGAGAUCACAUCAGACGAUGAAGAAGAGAAGAACAAUCAGAGUAAAAUAAAGCCUCAGACUAAUGAGGUUUGCGAUGGAAAAGCCAAACCUGUCCGUCAUGCAUAUGUUCACAAGCCUUUUCUGUACUCUAAGUACUACAGUGAUUCCGAUGAUGAACGGACUGUAGAGCAACACCGUCAGUCUAUUGCCAGAGAAAAAGAAGAGAGACUCUUAAGGAGGCAGAUUAAUAGAGAGAGACUUGAAGAGAAGCGUAAACAGAAAGCUGCAGAGAAAACAAAGUCUCUGAAAAGUGGGAGUCAGGGUGCUGAAGGUAAAAGUGGCCUGAACUUGGAAGAGUCUUCGACAAAAGAUUUUGAAAUGAAACUUACUGGUACCAGCAUUAAGGAUGUUCUUAAAGAACAGAAGUUUUUAGAAAAAAAAGUAGCCCUGAGCAGGAAAAGAAAAAGAGAUUCAAGGUACCUAUGUUUUCCCUUCUCCUGUACCCGGGGACUUCACCCAUUCUCCAUGAAUUCUCAAAGGCAUGUUGAAGAUAGUUGGGAAAAGAAAUAUGAGCAUCCUGAAGAAGAUUCCAAAGAAACACAAAAGACAAAUGAGACCUGUGAAAAAAUCUCUUCAAAGGAGCUGAAGCAUAAUCAUGGAAAAAGCGAAGUGACUAAGCCUGUUAGAAGAGUUUCAGAGUCAGUACAUUCAACUGAGGAAAGCAAAAAUGAUCCUAAAGUGGAAAGAGAACAUAAAAGAAAAACAUCUACCUCUCUUCAGAUAGAAGGAACACAGCAGGACACAGAAACAAGGGAACCCAAAAAGCAGCUGGAGAGAGCUGAGAUCAGCACUGAUGAACUGCAGAAGCAGAAAUAUGCCUUUAAAAAUGAAAAACAUCUGAAAAAAGAUGAUACAGAAAUUCAAAAUUUAAGAAUUGUUGCUAAGAAAGAACUCAAAUCAUUUAGAGAUAAAAAUGAAAAAGAGAGAACUCUUUCAGAAGAUAAAUUGUUAAUAAAACAUAAAUAUAAAGGAGACAGUGUAUAUAAAAUAAGCGAUGAUAUUGAGCUCCAUUCUUUUGAAAGAAGCUUGAAAGGCGAGGAUAGUGUUCAAAAACAUAAUCAACAAACAAAGGUUCCAUCAGAUGAUAAAUCUGAAAGAAAAAGUAAACACAGAAGUGAAAGGAAAAUAUCAACAACUAGCAAAGAUGGAAAAAAUGUUUCUGAAUACACUUUAAAAAAUGAAGAAAUGUUACAUAAAGAAAAUAACAAAAAAGACAGACACAUUUCAACAGAGAAGUCAAGAGCGGAAUACAAGACCAAAAGGUCAAGUGAUUCUAGGCCCCAGAAGGAUUCUCAGGGUAAUUCUAAGCAACUUGUUUCUUCAUCACAGAGAAGGAGUGAAAGCUAUUCAGAAGAUAAACAUGAAAUAGAAUCAACUAAUUCAGAUAGUAAUUUAAGGCAAGAAGAUAGUAUUCACAGAGAUAGACGAAGAUCAAAGAGCUUCUUAGAAGACAAGUUUUUGUUAAAGUCUAAAUCUAAGAGUCACAGUAAACAAUCCAAACCAAUUGAAACAGAAUUACAAGAGAGUUUUACAAAACACGAGACUGUUCAACAACCAGACAAAGAUAAGAACAUGGAAGAGAAUGACACAGAUAAACAACGCAAAUCCAAGAAUGAAGAUAAAGUUUUUGAAGAAAGCAUUGUUGAUUUUGAGCUAGAAAGUGGGAUGCGCUCAGUUUAUAGUUCACAAAAAGACAUUAGUCACAGAGUUAAGUUACAAGCAGGCGAAAAGGUAACUGUAAAAGAGAAAAAUAAGAGUGAUAAAGAUUUAAGUUAUUCCAAACUAGAAAGAAAGCUGUCAGUAGAAGGUCACAAAAGCAGAAACUUAAAGCAUAGCAAUAAGGAAAUGAAGAAGAAAGAAGAGAGUAACAAAUUAGAGGACAAAGAUAUUAAAGAAAUGGACUGUAGCCAUGAAAAGGUGCAAGGGAUUAUGAGUAUGGAUAAAAAGUCAAGUAAAAAAUUAUCUUGUGAAAAUAAAAAAGGAAGUUUGUCAGCCCAUGAAAUGACAAUGGAAGAGGAAAAAUUAGUAACUGAUAUAUUUGAAACCAGUCAUAUUCCAGCGACUCAGAGACCAAUCAGGACUAGUGAUGACUUGUUACAUUCUGAACAAGGAGAAGAGCCAAUGGAAGUUGCUUCAGAACAGACAUAUGCAAAGGUACAUGAAGCAUCUAAAAUUGAAGAAAAAAGUAGUAGUAGUUCACUACUAGACAUGGACUCUGAAAAUACUGCAAAAGAAAAUAUGAACCUAUGUAGUUCAAAAAAUGAACUGAGAAACAGUUUGGUGGAUUUUGAAGCAUGUGUAUCAGAGUUUCCAGCUGACAGAAAUUCUGAACAAACCAUUGAACAUGAAAAAAAUCCUAUUGAAGGAGUUAAUGCACUAGAUAUUAUGUCCAAACAAGCUUCUGAGGAUCAAGGACCCAUUAAACAGGGGGCAUAUCAAAUGAACAUUGUGUGUGAAACAAGUGGCAGAAUCUUACUUAAUGCUCCUAUUAAGGAGCAGACUUCAGAAGAUGUCAGAAAACCAAAAAAUUUAAACAAAGUCAAUCCUAUUGAAGAAAGUCUUUCUUUAGCAAUUAAUUCAUCCAGACAAGAUGCUUCCCAUAAAAAGUCCAUGAAUAUAUGUAUCUCAGACUUCACAGACUCUUUGCCUAAUGUAGCUAAAGAGGAAUCUCAUACUUCAGAUAAGAUUUGUUUAAAGAAAGACUCCUUUAUUUUAGACAAUAAUGCAACACGAACUGCAUAUGUGGAACAAGGUAGCCCUGUGCUAGGUUGUGUUAUGAAAGAAGCUGAGGUCACCAUGAUAAACACUGAAAAAAAAGAUGAUGAGACUCAUCUAAUUGGUGAACAAGCAGUAGGAGAAAACAUGGGUGAUGUAAGUAUACAAGAAGGUUAUGAUCAAGUGACUAUGUUAGAUAGUGUGCAAGGAAGAAGUGCGUAUAAUGUAACUGGUGGAAUAGAAGGCAAAAGCUCGAUGACUGACCAAACUGCAGAUCAUGGAGGUGUGAGCGUGAAAAAAUCUGUCUUGAUGAACCUGGAGGAAAAAGAAAGUUAUGAUAACUUAAAUAUAGGCACUGCUGCAAAGGAAGAAAAGGGUACCAUGGUGGACAUGGUCAAAAAGAGUGAAGGACAUGAUAUGGGUAACAUGGUAGAAUCUUCUUUGUUGCUAGUGCCAGUGAAUGUUAUAAGAGUUCCAGAAGAAAUAAUUAAAGACUCUUUUAUAGUUAGUGGAGCAGAAGAAGGUGAUGGUAUGAUAACUGACACUGAAGAUAAAAGUGAAAGCAAUGUAGUGGGCACCAGUGCAGGAAGUGUUGAUCACAUAUACAACAGGCUAGAAACAACUGAGGCCACUGCAAUAGGAACUAGCACAGAGAAAAUGAUUGAGAGCAGUGUAAUGGCCACUAGUACAGGAGAAGGUAAAGGUGAGGGUGCUACAAUACACUCUGAAAAGGAAAGUGAUGCCACAACUACUUGCUCAGAAGAAGAAAGUGAGGUUACUUUAAUCUGCACAAGCAUAGAAGCCGAUGAAGGUUUCACAACAAGUAUAUGGGCGAAAAGUAACGAAAGUGUCAGUUUCAGCACAGAAGCAGAUGGUGAGUGUACUGUUGCAGCAGCUGAAGAAGGUGGUGGUGUUGUCACUGGAGGAUUUGCAGAAAUGGAAAGUUUCCUGACUAGUACAAAGGAAGGAGAAACUGGUGAGUGCACCAUGAUUUAUACAGAAGAAAAUGGUAAAGAUUCAGUCAAUGCAGGCAGAAUAGAAAUUGAGGAUAAUGUGAACAGUGCUGGGACUGAAGAAAAAGAUGAUGCUGUAACUAGUGCAGGCUUGGAAGAGAAGUGCAAGACGUCAACUUGUAGACAUACAGGCAAAUUUGAAGGUUCUGUUACCUGUAUAGGUGAAAUUGAAAGUGAUGGUGCUGUGACCAGUGCAGGCACAGAAGCAGGUGAAGGAUUCAUGAGCAGCAAUAAUUCAGAUGAAUGCCAAAGCAAUGUAACUGGUGCUGACCAAUUAAAAGAAAAUGAGGGUGCUGUAACUUGUACAGGUACAGAAGAAAGAGGUCAUGGUUUCAUAAUUGGCUCAGUGGAUGCACAAGAAGACAGUGCUGUAACUGGUGCAUGUGUUGAAAUGGUCUUGAACAACAGUACCAUGAGUGGAACAAGUGCUGACAAAGGUGAAGAUACUGUAAAUGGUGAAAGUGCAGUGACCAGCACAGGCAUAAUAGGAGAAGAUGAUGCUGAGACUGCAGCAAUCUGCACAGGACUAGAAGAUAGCAAUGAAGGUUUUGCAGUUGGCUUAGACGUAGAAAAAUGUGAAAGUGCAAUGGACAGUACAGAAGCAAAAGAAGAAGCUACUAUCACUAUGAUCAGCAUAGGGCCUUGUGACGAUGAAGGCUUUGUGACUAGCACAGGUGCAAAAGAAGAGGAUGAAGAAGGUGAGGAUAUUGUGACCAGUACAGGAAGAGGAAAUGAGGAACUAGAACAUGCUUCAACCUGUGAAGGAAUAGAAGGUGAAAGUGCACUCAUUUGUAUAGCAUCAGAAGAAGGUGAAAGUUCCAUUUUCUGCAUAGUUGCAGAGCAAGUAGAAGCUGAGUCUGGUAUGGCUGCCACAAGUAUAAAUAAAGAUGGGGUUUACAGCAAUACUGGUGCAAAGAAAGAAGCUAGUGGUGGCAUAAUCUACAAAAGUGCAAAGGGGAUAGUUGAGAGCAGCGUGGCAAGUAUAAGCAUAGCAGAUGAAGACACUCUGACCCCAAAUACAGAAAAAGAUGAGGAUGCCAUGAUGUCUAUAGAUGUUGAAGCGUACGAGGGUCCAAUGAUUAGUGUAGUGACAGAGACAGAUAAGGGUCAGUCUGCUGCUGCAGCUCAAGAAAAGAAAGACAGUAGUGCCGAUGGAAGUCAUGGCAGAAAAUGUGAGAGUCCAAUAACCAGUGCAGUCACAAAGAAAGAUGAGAGUCCUCCUGCUUCUACUGAUGAAGAAAAAGCUAAAGGUGACGUGAUCUCUACCAGUACCAUAGAAGAAGGUGUUGCUGCCAUGCCAUGUUCAGCCACAGAAAUUGAAGGUUCCCUCACUGUUGCAAGAACAGAUAAAAAUGAAAGUACUGUGGUCUUAAUAGACAAAGAAGAAUUUGAGGCUCCCAUGCCUAGUACAGCCACAGGAUUCAAAGAGAAUACAUACACUGCCAGUAGUAAACAAGCAAAAGAUGAGUGUACAACGAUUUCCACCAGUAUCGUGGAAGAAUUUGAGGCUCCCAUGCCCAGUGCAGCUAUGGAAUAUAAUAGCCAGGUCACUGCUGCAAGAAAAGAAGUGAAUGAGAGUACUAUGUUUUGUAUAGACAUGGAGAUAUAUGAGGUUGCCAUGCCCAGUGCAUUCAGUGGUAGAGAUGAUGGAAAUCAUCCAACUGCAAGAGGCAAAGAAGAAAAAGAUGAGUGUGCUAUGAUUUCCACAAGUAUAAUGGAAGAACAAGUGAUCCUCGUGUCCAGUGAAGCCACAGAGGAUAGGAUUCAGCAUGUUGCUGCAGGCACAGAAGAAAAAAGUGACACUGCCAUGAUCUCCACAAGUAUGGAAUAUUUUGAGGCUCCUAUGCCCAGUGCAGCCACACAAGAUGAGGAUCAACUCACUGCUUCAGGAACAGAAGGAAGACUGGAGGCUGCCAUGAUCACCAGAAGUGGGACAGAAGAAUGUGAGAUAGUCCUUAUCAGUGGAGCCACACAAGCUGAAAGUCAACUCAUUGCAGCAGAAACAGAAGAAAAAGAUGAGGGUUCCAUGAUUACCCCAAAUGCAGCAGAAGAAUGUGAGGUUGUUGAGACCAGUGCAGCGAGAGAUGAGCAGCGUGAAAUAACUGCUCUAAAUACAGAAGGAAAAAGUGGUGGUUCUAUGAUUAUUGUUAGAAAGGUGGUAGAAUGUGGGGCUCCAAUGAUGGGAGUUGCCAGCAGCAAUGAAGAUCAACACAUUGCUUCAAGUAUAGAAGAUAAAGAUGAAGGUGCUGUGAUCACUCUCAGUACAAUGGAAGAAUGUGACAGUCUUUUCACCUUCUCAGUCAUAGAGGAAAGUCAGCUCGUUGCUGCAAACACAGAAGUAAAAGAUGACAAUGUCAUCUUUAAUAGUACCAAAGAAAUUGAAUGCAUCCUGUCAUCCACAGGCCCAGAAAAAAGUGAUAGUUCUUUGCCUGUGGGUGAUAGAGAAGGAGAUGAAUGCGUAUAUAGGGGAGAAAAGGAGAUUCAUGAGGAUGCUAUGAUGAGAGAAUCAGUAGUACCUAAGAUCACAUCAGACACUGAAGUUGCAGAAACCGCUGAGACUACAGUGAACCUCAUAAGCGUAGAUGAAGCCCUCUGUAUGGAAAUUAGUACUGAGUCUACAGUCAUUGUUCGCCCUUCUACAGAGAUGGGUGCAAGUGGUGAAAGAGCUAAAGACUAUAUUCCAUAUGUGGAAGUUACAUCAGAACCUUGUAUUCCUUCAGAAGAAGCAAAGAGGAAUGAUCAUUUUAAAAACAUAGACGAUAAUGUUAACAGUAGCUUAUUAUUAGAAAGUGACUUUUCUGAAGCAAGGACUUCACCUCCUGGGGCACAAAUUCUUCCGCUACUUUGUGAACAUGAAAGCAAAUUAACUGUAAAUACCAAUCAGGGUGAAAUAACUGUAGAAGCAAAACUGGGAGAAAAGAGUGACUUCCCUGUGUCGCAUAUGGAUAAACAAUUUGAGAAUGAUGGCAAAAGGAACACUGUGGAAGUAGAUGAUAACCUUGGAAUCAAAGUUUCUAUUCAACAAAAUACAAGCUUCAAUUCAGGCAAAAAAGAAACUUUACCAAUCUUGGCUGAAGAACUGGAACUGAAAACGAACUUGAAAACUAAAGAGCCACAAAAGUCUAGAAGUCCAACAAGGGAAGAACUGCAUGAGGAACCUCAUAUUGAAGAGUAUCUAAAAGAUUUGCCACUGAAGAAUGCUUCUUUGAAGAAAGACCCUAUAGAUGUGGAAAACUCUGACACACAAAGAGAUGAGUGUAGCUGCAAAGAAAGGAAAUCUAAAUCUCCAGUAACUACAGGUAAAGAAACAGCACAGGAAACUUCAAAUACCAUAGAUAUGACAGAAGCAGCAAAUAUCCAGAUUGAAGUAAAAGAUGAAGAGAAAGAAAUACCUGAUCAGGAAAAAGUAAGCAGCAUGCCAGGAAUGGAAAAAAACCAAUCGCCUACUCGAGAAGGUGAAUCAGAUGAUUAUCUGAUUACUCAGGAUUUGAGAAAAGGAAACAAUCAGAGUCAGUGCUCCAAAAUAAAAGAUAUCAAGGAUGUGACCUCUGGAGAUGUAGCUGAGGUAUCCAAAGAAAUCAUUAGGAAACAUGCACCUCUUUCAAGUACUGUGGAAGAAAAAGAUGAGUUAACCAGCAAGCAGGACACUUGUGAAAAAGCAAAGCAGAGUCUGGAGUGUAAUUUAAGUUCUGUAGAGGAAAAUCAACCUGUAAUAGUUAAGCGGAAAAGAGGAAGGCCUCGUAAACACCCUCUUGAAGCAGUACGGAGUAGGGUGGAUUCAGAAGCUGACAUAAACACUGGGAAUGUUCAACAGUCUCCAAUUCUUGCUACUAGAGGAAAGUUUUCUCAAACAGCUAAAGACACGUCUAAUAAGAACGAAACAGCAAAUGAGGCUGAGGCGGGAAAAGCAGAGAUGACUGUGCGUCGAAGAGGAAGAAAGCCCAGAUGUUCUGUGAUUCCAUCAGAGGAAACUGAAAUACUGGAGCCGGAAAGAAAACGUCGGAAGUUGGCAUCUGCUGCUGAAGAGGAAAUGAAAGAACAGGAAGAAGAUGAUGAUGAAGAUGAUGAUGAUGAAGAGGAAGAAGAUGAUGAUGAAAUACACUCUGGAGCCACAACUAGAUCAGCCACGAGAUUAGAGGCUCAAAAAAAGCAGCCAAGCAAACCAACCACCCGUGCUGCUUCUAAAGGCAACAGCCCAAGUCCAGUUUCUCCUAAAAAACAGCAAAAUUUAGCAGCAAAAAAGAGGUCGCCUGGUGAGGCAAAAGUUAGCAAGUCUCCUCCAUUGGCACAGUUAAAGAUGCAGACUAGCAAGCGUAAAAGGGAAGCCAGCCCACCAGCGGUACGCAGAAAAGGCCAGCUGAAAGUUGACGAAACGCCAUUAAAGAAAACAAAGCGAUAAUUGUUACCAUCUGAUAAUAUUCAUGGAAAAGUUGGAAGAAAAGAGAGUGGUCUCUGCUUCUGUUUUGUUGUGUUAAAGCAAAGGGAUUUGCAUGUGCUUGUUUCUGAGCUCUAAGUUAAUAGAUGCAGAACUUAAGUUACGUUUUAAACAGUUUUAUAAAUUAUGAUUUUUACAGAAUAUUAUACAGAUUAAAAAAUAAGUUUACUUUGUAUCUGAAAGAAAAACAAUUACAGAUUUUAACACUGACUCAGAAAGUUGGAAUUUCCCAAUGUGACAUGCUAAUACAGAUGCUUCCACUCCACCAGGCACCAAGGGCCUACUAAUAUUCUAUGUAUAUAAACUUGUAAAAAUAGGUUGUAUUUUACUGUGUAUGAAUCUAAUCAAUGAUGAACACUUUAUUUAUUGUAUGGAGAGGACUGGUCUGUAAACUUUAGUAUAUACCUUAGGUUUUAUUAAUGAUAUUUUAAAUUCUAUGCAGCCAUCAGUAGGAAUCUUUUUUUUUUUUUUUGGGGGGGGGUGGGGGGGAGGCUGUCUAAAAUCCGAAGUUCUCUGAAAUAUUCUCAGACAGCUGGUAAAAUAUUCUCUUGCAUGUAUUAAAGUAGAUUACCAUAGUAAAGAGGACUCUCUUCCUUUUCUGUUUACAUUCAUAACUAUGUAUAAAAUAGGCAUCUUUCCAGAUUAACUUUUCAUCUCUCAAUUUUGUACUAACCUCAGAGUAGUAAAUAGUAUUAGUUUAGCUUUACUCAGACCAUUUCAGCCAAAACUAUUCUGAAGUACAAUGUUAUAUUUCACAACUUAACUGUUCUUUCAGUGUUUGUCUUUCAAUGAAGAGGGACCCAUAGAAGUGAUAUUUAACUUCAGAUAACUAUGGAGCUUCAGCAUUUUGUGUGACUUUUUAUACACAGGUAUUAAAAAAGUAGAACUUGGUAUUAUUGCCAGAUUCUUUUUUAAUAUAUAUUAACUCUCGUAAGAGCAAAUGUUCAAGUUAAGUUUUACAUAGUUAAGCUUUUCUUAAGAUCAAAUUUGUCUCUUGCAAUGAUAUGAUGAGUUGCCAAAUAAUCUCAAGAUUAUUUUAAAAUGUUUUGUUCAUAUUCUUGUUUUAUAAUUAAAAUUAGCAUUCUGGUUUUUUUGGUUUUUUU